UUCAUCGUCAUGUGGCUCUCCCCUGGCUCCCCUUCACUUGCAAACGCAGGGAAAGGGUGAGACCUUUCAGAGCCGCCAAGCGGGCAGGCUUCCAGGGGCAGUCUGGGAGUGAGCCGGCCGCCGAGCCACCAAGCCGGGCGGCGGGGCAUCGGGCCUCGCGUUUCAACUUCUGUUCGGUUCUCCUGUAAUGGAAAAUUGCUUUGCACAAAGCUAGAGUGUUACCGUUCUUUCCAGCGCCCCUCCCCCCAACCCCGCCCCUCGGCAGCCUUCUGAACAGAGGGACGGCGCCCGCAGCACGGCGGAAGGAGGGUAGUUGCGGCUUCUUACUAUGUCCCUUGCCUCAGGCCCUGGGCCCGGGUGGUUACUCUUUUCCUUUGGAAUGGGACUAGUCUCGGGGUCAAAGUGUCCAAAUAACUGUGAGUGUCAAGCCCAGGAAGUGAGCUGCGCAGGAAUCCAAUUAGACGAGUACCCCCACGACAUACCCCUGAGCACCCGGAAGCUGUACUUGAAUGAUAACCGCAUCACCUUUUUGCCAGCGAUGAGUCUAGGACUCCUCAGUGACCUUGUUUACUUGGACUGUCGGAAUAACCUGAUUGGCGAGUUGAUGGAUUAUACCUUCAUUGGGGUCUUCAAACUCAUCUACCUUGAUCUCAGCUCCAACAACCUAACCUUCAUCUCCCCACACAGUUUCUCCGUGCUCAGCAACUUGGUGCAGCUGAACAUCUCCAACAACCCUCACCUGUUCUCUCUGAACAAGUACACCUUUGCCAACACCAGCUCUCUAAGGUACCUGGACCUCAGAAACACCGGCUUGCAGACCUUGGACCACAAUGCCUUCCAAAACCUUGUAACACUGCAGACCCUGUAUCUGAGUGGAAACCCGUGGAAAUGCAACUGCUCCCUCCUGGACUUCACCAUCUACUUAAUAGUGUCCCAUCUGAACCAUCCAGAUGGUCAGAACGCCACGUGUGUGGAGCCCGCAGAGCUGGCGGGGUGGCCGGUCAUGCAGGUGGGGAACCCGCUCCGCUACAUGUGCAUCACGCACCUGGACCACCAGGACUACAUCUUCCUGCUGCUAAUCGGCUUCUGCAUCUUCUCCGCGGGCACCGUGGCCGCCUGGCUCACGGGCAUGUGCGCCGUGCUCUACCAGAACGCCCGGCGCAAGGCGAGCGAGGACGAGGGCGAGGAGGAGCACGGGCAGCGCAUGGACGGCAGCGGGCACAUCUUCCAAAGCAGGGUGGACUCGGGCCAGGACGGGUUCCCGCCACUGAUUUAGUUGCCAGUGACUGCCAUCUGAUUAUGUCUUUCCCCGGGGCUCCCCGCCUUCUCACUCGCCCUCCCACUCCCUCGCCACCACCAGGGUCUAAACGCCUAUUUAGUAAAACAAAUAAAAUGUUUGGUGGCCACUUCA
Mustela lutreola (European mink) is the source of this 1411-nucleotide messenger RNA. RefSeq names its product leucine rich repeat containing 52 (gene LRRC52). The record is from RefSeq and is a predicted model, not a curated record. The transcript is spliced from 2 exons. Gene Ontology annotation, cellular component: voltage-gated potassium channel complex. Gene Ontology annotation, molecular function: voltage-gated potassium channel activity; potassium channel activator activity; transmembrane transporter binding. The coding region runs from base 329 to 1276 and encodes 315 amino acids. NCBI's taxonomy places the organism in Eukaryota, Metazoa, Chordata, Mammalia, Carnivora, Mustelidae.